AUGGCGGGUAUAGUCCCCUCAUCGGACGACAUGACUGCAUUCUUACAGCGCUACCAACAGCAAGGUCUGGCGGCGGCGCUUAAAGAGUUCAGCACUACCAUCGCCCAUGAUCCAAACUUCUCCGAGGCAAGGCCGAACAACAAGAUGAACAAAGCGCCGGUGAAUGAAUACGCCUCCCAGGGUAUCGCGCUGAUCGUUGGCCCAGAACGAGUCCGCAUGAUGGUUCAUGAAGCCGUGUUGACCAAGCACCCAAACUGCUUUGCAAAGCUUCUCACGGAAACCCGGCGCCUUUCUCAUGAGGAAAACAGGCUCACAGUACCAGAUGAGAAACCCCAAGACGUUCAGAUGCUUCUCUCAUAUCUGUACGCUGGCGUGUUGGUGUUUCCCACGGGGCGACCAACCCUUGAAGAAAUCAUCGACUGCCACGUCCUUGCAGUCAAGUACUCUGUGAGCAAGAUGGCCGACUGUGCCACCGAUCGUGCAAAGAGCUCGUUGGGUAUUGAUGCAGGCACUGGGUAUAUCCAGUGGUCUCAUUUCAGGCAGUUGGAGGAAGCGGGGCUGCGAGGUGGGAAGAUGUGGCGGGAACUUCUGGGGUGUUUAUGCACCCAGUUCCUUGACAAAGGUUUAAUGGAUAUUGUGAGCCUUCCUCAGGACUAUCUGGAGUUCGAGACUGGCGUUGCCAUGGACUUGCUACGUACAAUUUUCAAUCGUUGGGGAUUUGGAUCAGCCUCAUUAGUGUCUCACGUCACAGCUCGACCUGAAGUUCCAAAAUAUGACAACAAAGCAUCUGACGGGAGCCGGAACGACAAUGGAAAUUAUACGAGCUCGAUCGGCUACGAGCCUCACCAGAACAGUAAUCCUACGGCUCAGCCGGACCACAGCAAAUCAUUUGUUCAAUCCGCCUGGCCAAAUACCGAAUGGGGUCGACCAUGUGCUGGACCAUACCAAGAAACCACUUCUGACUGGCUGCCCCCAAUAGCUGCCCAGAACGCAGGCUGGGAUUGA
This is a messenger RNA of Exophiala bonariae, 1005 nucleotides long. RefSeq lists its product as uncharacterized. NCBI's taxonomy places the organism in Eukaryota, Fungi, Ascomycota, Eurotiomycetes, Chaetothyriales, Herpotrichiellaceae. Gene Ontology annotation, molecular function: protein binding. The transcript has a single exon. Bases 1 to 1005 code for a protein of 334 amino acids. The record is from RefSeq and is a predicted model, not a curated record.